Stegastes partitus (bicolor damselfish) is the source of this 1351-nucleotide messenger RNA. Its product is annotated as synaptosomal-associated protein 25. The record is from RefSeq and is a predicted model, not a curated record. Gene Ontology annotation, molecular function: SNAP receptor activity; voltage-gated potassium channel activity; syntaxin-1 binding. Gene Ontology annotation, cellular component: plasma membrane; SNARE complex. The transcript is spliced from 7 exons. Lineage: Eukaryota; Metazoa; Chordata; Actinopteri; Pomacentridae. Gene Ontology annotation, biological process: exocytosis; synaptic vesicle priming; synaptic vesicle fusion to presynaptic active zone membrane.
AUGGCCGACCCGCCCGUCCUAUCAGAGCAGGAGGAGCUGCAGAGGAGAGCCAAUCAGGUCACGGACGAGGUGAGCGACUCUCAGCAUCGUAAAACACAACUAUAGAUUAAAGAGAGUAAAGACGUGGGGAUCAGAACCGUCGUGAUGUUGGACGAACAAGGAGAGCAGCUGGAGCGGAUCGAGGAAGGUCUGGAUCAGAUCAACUCGGACAUGAAGGAGGCGGAGAAGAACCUGACGGACCUGGGGAAGUGCUGCGGCCUCUGCUCCUGUGAUAAGCUGAAGGCCUUCGAGGAGAGCGGCGCCUACAAGGCGGUGUGGGGCGGAGCCUCCGGCCAGGACGGCGUGGUGUCCAAUCAGCCGCCGUCGUCCCGCGUGGUGGACGAGCGGGAGCAGAUGAUGAUGAGCGGCGGCUACAUCCGCAGGGUGACCAACGACGCCCGCGAGGAUGAGAUGGAGGAGAAUCUGGCCCACGUGGGCAGCAUCAUCGGCAACCUGAAGAGCAUGGCCCUGGACAUGGGCAACGAGAUCGACACGCAGAACGUCCAGAUCGAGCGCAUCCAGGGGAAGGCGAUCCUCAACGUGUCGCGCAUCGACGCCGCCAACCAGAAGGCCAACAACCUGAUGAAGCGAUAGAAGCCUCCUCGCUACGCUCUGCUUCCUGUUUUGUUUUUUUCUGCUUCGUGUUUCUCGUCGUUGAUCUGCUGCGACGCUUCGACUCGGCUUUUCUUAUUCAUAUUGACUCCUAGAAUCCUCUCAGAAGGAUCACGCUGUGGGACUCUGACGCCUUCAUAACGACACGUUCUGGGCAGAACGUCAGAUGUUUGGAUGCUUUGAACACAAGAAGAACACAGCGAACAGCCGAGGCCUUCAGGAGCGACUCCACCUGUGACGGAACACCAGCACCAGCCCUCCUCCCGUCCUCUGCUCUGACAGGAAACCAGUGGCGCCAUCUGCAGGCCCGGUGGCGAACUGCUCGUCACGUAUCCGUCCCCAGAGGAGGAUCUCUGGCGACACCCGGUGGACAAACGUGGAACUCGUUCCUCCAGCUUGUCCAUCUUCUUCUUCUCCGUGUUCAUAUGAAAUGGUGGCGUCUGCGGUGCUGUAAUCAUCUCCUACAGAGCGUUUACUGGAUAUUUAAUGUGUUUAUUUGUGCUUUCUGUGGCUGUUUCUGCUGCGUUUUACUACGAAUGUGUGAGUUUUCAUGGUGAUAUAACGAUAAGCUGUGUUUAAGGUGCUGGUGUUAGUCAUGAAUCUGCGUUAUUGUCCUGCGGCCCCACUGGGGAACCUGCAUGCUGGUGAUUAUUGUGAUUAAAAAUAUGAACAUUAUGAAUAAAAAAGGUGUGCUAAAGAA